Molecule: messenger RNA, 1347 nt
Organism: Dioscorea cayenensis subsp. rotundata (Guinea yam)
Lineage: Eukaryota; Viridiplantae; Streptophyta; Magnoliopsida; Dioscoreales; Dioscoreaceae
Product: ABC transporter G family member 15-like
Exons: 7
Coding region: 367-1077 (236 amino acids)
Biological process (GO): proteolysis
Molecular function (GO): ATP hydrolysis activity; ATP binding; serine-type carboxypeptidase activity
Source: RefSeq, a predicted model, not a curated record
UCAAGAUAGAAUUUGUUUUCUCACAAAAAUUUGUCCCCUCACUAGAUAAUUCCUAUGAAGUGAAGUUUAUAUCUAACCUUUUUUAGCAAGUUUAGAUGCAAAAUAAGACUUACAGGUCUGUAGGCAACCCAAGUCUUAAAUAUCAACUCACAGGACUGUAGCCAAGUCCCAACCCAAUCUGAAGUCUCUGUGCACUCUUGGUUCAGUUACUGCCAAUAAUGUAAUUGUUCAUCUGCAUCUAUCUCUUUCUUCUUGUGAUGUAUUAGUACUACAUUAGCCUUCUUUGUUUGAAUAGGAUGGAAGGGAAAAAUUACGCCAUGGACAAAGAAACCUCCAUCUUUUGUUGAAACCAGAAUUAUCAAACUUAUGUGGAACUUUAAGGCUUCCGUAGAUGACCAUGGAGAUGGGUUUCUUGGGUUGGGGAAGAUGGAGGAGGCGAGCUCUGCCGCAUACUUGGUCUGGGAGGAUCUCAUGGCUGUGCUGCCCAACUAUGGCAGUCCAAGGCCAACAAAGAAGCUGCUCCAGGGCCUCAGUGGGUAUGCGGCUCCCGAACGGAUCAUGGCCAUCAUGGGACCCUCUAGAUCUGGGAAGUCUACGCUUCUUGAUUCAUUGGCAGGUAGGUUGGGGAGAAAUGUGGUUCUCACUAAGAAGGUGUUGCUGAAUGGGAAGAAGAGGAGGCUUGAUUACGGUGUUGUGGCUUACGUGACACAAGAAAAUGUUCUACUUGGGACUCUGACAGUCAGAGAGACCAUCACUUACUCAGCUCACUUGAGGCUUCCUUCCACUAUGAGAAAGAAGGAGGUGCAAGCUGUAGUGGAACGCAUCCAAAAGUUUAUCGUGCCACCAGAUGUUCCUCCUCUCAAAUGUAGAACUUAUGGUUGCUAUUUAUGUGACAUUUGGGCAAACAAUGAUGCUGUGAGAAAUGUUUUGCACAUCCAGAAGGGAACUGUGCCGGAAUGGAUCAGAUGCAAUGAUUAUUUGCAGUAUGCUAAUGAUAUUCUGAGUAGUGUAAAAUACCAGUAUAAGCUCACAAGCCAAGGUUAUCAAGCUCUUGUUUACAGGGUGCUGGUCACAUAGCUCCAGACUACAAGCCAAGGAAGAGCCUGGCUAUGAUUAAGAGAUGGCUUUCACACCAACCACUAUAGUUUUUUUUUUAAUAACAGAUGGCAAGUGUCCUUUACUUAAAAUUUUUGUUCUGCAAAUGUUAUCAUCCUGGAUCUUGUUUGUUCCCCAGCAACAAGGCUGCAAUACUGAAUUUUAAUUUUGCAUGUGGAAUGGAGAUUUAAUGUUGUUUUGAUACAAGUGUUUGUAUAGUUAUACAACAUGAUUUCCAAUGUAUAUGUAGGG